Python bivittatus (Burmese python) is the source of this 1392-nucleotide messenger RNA. RefSeq names its product growth associated protein 43 (gene GAP43). Gene Ontology annotation, biological process: tissue regeneration; axon choice point recognition; axon regeneration. NCBI's taxonomy places the organism in Eukaryota, Metazoa, Chordata, Lepidosauria, Squamata, Pythonidae. The record is from RefSeq and is a predicted model, not a curated record. Gene Ontology annotation, molecular function: phosphatidylserine binding; phosphatidylinositol phosphate binding; calmodulin binding. Gene Ontology annotation, cellular component: postsynaptic density; plasma membrane; cytoplasm.
GGAAGGAACCACAAGGAAGAAGGGGACAAUACAAUCAUGCUGUGCUGUAUGAGAAGAACAAAACAGGUUGAAAAAAAUGAUGACACUGACCAAAAGAUUGAACAAGAUGGCAUCAAACCAGAAGAUAAAGCUCAUAAGGCAGCCAUCAAAAUUCAGGCUAGCUUCCGUGGACACAUAACAAGGAAAAAGCUCAAGGGAGAGAAGAAGGGAGAUGCCCAAGCUACUGAUGUUGAAGGUGGUGAGAAGAAGGAAGAGGUCCUUGCCAAUGGUCUGGCAGAUGGCAAAACUGCUAUUACAGAAGUUGUUCCAGCUGAGAAUGCCCUACCUGGAGAUGAAAGUAAAGGGGAAAGCACCCCAGCAGAUGAGAAGCAGGCAGAUGGCACUGCCGACAGUGGCUCAGAGCAACCAGCCCCAAAGGCCACUACUCCUGCUGCUCCAUUGGAGGAAAAGCCUGCUCCUGCUGCCACUGAAACAGAAAGUGCCACUAAAGCUUCCACUGAUAAUUCACCAUCCUUGAAGGCUGAUGAGGCCCAAGUCAAGGAGGAACCCAAACAAGCCGAUGUGCCUGCCACUGCCACCACUGCCGUUACCCCUAGUGCUGCAGAAGAUGCUACUGCCAAGGCAACAGCGCAACCCCAAACAGACACGGCAGUGAGUAGCCAAACCGAAGAGAAAACAGAUGCUGUAGAAGAAACCAAACCUUCUGAAAGUGCCCUGCAGGAAGAAAUGAAAGAAGAUGAGAGCAAGGCGGACCAAGAAAAUGCCUGAACAUUAAGAAAUGACUUCCUCUUGCCCUUCCCCCCUCCUUUUUCCUGUAUCUUCCCUCCCUUCCUGGUUCCAAUCUUACUUCUCCCACUUUCACCUGUAAAUCUGUCUGUCCUCUUUGUCCCUUUCUGCCCCCUCCGCCCCUUUUCUCUCUGUGUGGCAAACAUUUAAAGAAAAAAAAAGCAGGAAAAAUCCCAGUCAAACAGUGUGGCUUAAACAUUUUGUUUCUUGGUGUUGUUAUGGCGAGUUUUUUGGUAAUGAUGAUUCAAUCAUUUUGGGAAAAUUCUUGCACUGUAUCAGAAUUGUUUGAUCUGCGCGUGUGUGUGUUUGUCUGCCCACCACGAGUGCGCUCUUUCUCUCUCUCCUGCCCCCCCUUUUUCUCUGUUCCAAGUGUGUGUGCAAUGUUAUGUUCCUCUGAGGAGUCCAAACCUAUUGAGUGAGUUAAGAGAGAGGAAAAAAAAAGAACAAACAUUUUUCUUUUCUCCCCAUUUCAAUGUGAUGAUGGAAUGAACUAUAGGAGACACAACAAACAAAGCAAAAAAGAGAAAAAGGAAAAACACAGAAUGAGAAUACAAGCCCAGUUUGUUUAAUAAAAUAAAAUAAAGCAAAUGUGCCAAUUAGCGUAAC